AUGGGUGAAGCCACUGUCGCACCUCUCUGCUUUGUGUUUCUUUUCGUUCUGGCUGCUCUUGUAGACCGUGCUUCUGGUCAACAGACUGUUCUGGAUGUCAUUGCAGCAGACUCAGAGUUCUCUCUCUACCUCGAAGCCCUGACAACUGUUGGGAUAGGCAUCGAUGAUGAUAGCUACUUGGCAGAUUCAACGCAAAUCCUUACCGUCUUUGCGCCAACCAAUGCGGCCAUGCUGCAAGAUCCUUUGGUUGCCCGCUAUACGCAAGAUGACUUAUGGAUUCGACAUCUGAGGGCCCUGGUCGAGUUCCAAAUUGUCCUGGGUCAAUCCUUGACACAAGAUGAUCUUUUUGUAUUGGAUGGAGACAACAAUACAAUAAACACUAAAAGCGGGCCCAUUGACGUUGCCAAAGAAAACAGAACUGUUGGUGGACAGCUGCUGGCAACUCCAAGAACAAGUGCUGCCAAUGGGAUCGUCUACCCAAUAGAUGGAGUUUUUGAUAGCUACUGGAGACAAGUAAGUCUCGAUGACCUUGCUGCCUCCAUCACUCCAUCGUUGGGUGGCGUCGUCUCAGCAGCAGGGUUUGAGAAAGAUUUGACCACUGCAAUGUUGUCUGGGACGACCUUUGUUGCUGCUUCCGAUACAUACUUGAACGAAGAGGGCAACGGGGACCUAAUGAAAGGAUUGCUAGACUACUCAAGAGCAUGGGAGACAAGAGAAAUUCUUCUAUACAACUUGAUCGAUCAAAACAUAUAUCCGACGGACGUGUCACCUGAGGCACCUAUGCGGAUAUCAACCCGCCACCCAGGGGGCGCUGAAAUGUGGCUCUCGAAAGACGAGAGAGGAGUGAUUCGAUUCAACAAUGCUGUAGCAACUAGUUAUGCUCUGGCAGAAAAUGGAGUGUUCUACAUAGUGGAUCAGCUCGUUUCUCCUCCAGGUAUCAUUGAGCUGAUGCAGGUCGGCUACCUCCACGGAAACUUAGAAGUGGCUAUUGCAUCGGAGCUAUUCGCUGCUGCUCCUUGGGACGCAACGAAUCUUGUAUCGUCCCUUGGAUACCCUGAGGGUUCACAGUUCACAAUUUUUCUUCCAGCGGACAUCUUCUUAGCCUCCAACCUACCCACAGCAGACUUCCAACGCCUCUUGGAUCCCAUCUGGUCUACGCAUCUUGAAGAUCUGCUCUUCCAUUGGAUGGCAUUCGGGAAAUACACAGUUGCGGCACUUUAUGCUCUGGCGGCCACAUCCAGUGGUGCAUUCCAUGUGCCAUUACUCAGUGGCUCAUUAGCCGAAGUAUCCUUGAACAGGGGGGAAGUUUUCUUCGAGGGAGGUAGUCUGCUGCAGCCUGCUGACUUGCAGGGCGUGGAUGGAUCCAUUCAAGUAUUUGAGUCGUCGGUGUUACCGCUUUCCCUAAGCAGCAUUUAUCAAAGGAUAAGUUUUGACCCAGAUCUGACAGCCUUCGCAUCUGUGAUCAACGCAGCAGGACUUGCAGCUCAAGUGGACAGUGACAGCCCGAUUACACUGUUUGCCCCUGAAGACUCCUAUUUGAUGACCAACAACCCGCCCACAAGCGUCGAUUUUGUGGAAAAUUAUAUGUUCCAGGGAUUGCUCUCCGCGGAUGUGCUGUUCAAGUUGGCGCGGGAUGGGGGAACCAUCACGUCAGUGAACAACAAACAGUAUCUCAUCUCUGUCCUUGGAAGUUCCGUAUCGCUCACCAGUUUGGGUGCUGACUCAUCCACGGCCACAAUAAUCGAAUCGAACAUAUUGGCUUCUAACGGUAUCAUUCACCGCAUUGACGGUGCUUUCACGAACGAGGCCUUGCGACUAGUGACAGAUCCCCCGACUGGCAGCCCAACUCAGUCACCUACGGGAAGUCCAACAAGCGCACCCACAAGUGUGCCCACUAGUACCCCCACGGGCUCGCCAACUGGAAGGCCCACCGGUGUCCCUACCUUGAGCCCAACUGGGUCUCCCACUGUCACCCCAACAGGAUCACCUACAUCCUCACCCACUGAAACACCUACUGGAAGUCCAACCAGCACACCCACUAGCGUACCUACUAGUAGCCCCACAGGCUCACCAACUGCAAGCCCCACUGGGUUUCCUACAUUGAGCCCAACUGCCAUGCCAACUGGCACCCCAACUGCAACUCCCACAGGAACUCCAACUGGUACACCAACAUCAAUGCCUACCCCUUUUCCCACGGCACUUCAGGUAUCUGCUUCCACACUUUCAAUUGAAGACAGAGAACCUGCUUUCUUUGAAGAUGAAAUGGCCGAGCCUACUGGAUCGCUUGCGCCCAAGAAUGACACCGCAUCACCCACACUGUCAAGAUCAACACAAACAAGCUCUCCCACACAAGCUACGGCAUCUCCAACUGAACUUACAACAUCUGUGACCGCCACGAUGAUUACCUCUGUGUAUCUUACUGGGGCUCCUACUGAUAUCUCAACGGGGGUUCCCACUGACAUCUCAACGGGGGCUCUCACUGAUAUCUCAACGGGAGCUCCCACUGAUAUCUCAACGGGAGCUCCCACUGACAUCAUAACUGCGGUGCCCACCAUUGUUCCGACAACAUUACCAACAAGGAGACCUUCAAGCGCGCCAACACAUGAGUCCACAGAUGCUUCCACAUCGUUUACAACAGAUUCUUCCACGGCUGUGUCGACAGGCGCAGAAACCAAUUCGAACAGUGACGAGGUGGUUGUUGAAAUGUUUGAAAACAUGCCAAGCCCAAGCAACAUAUCUGAUCUUGAUGCAUUGAACGGAACAACCAACGCGGAAGAGCUCGAACUAGAAGAAGACGACGAGUUGCAGGCGGUAGUGGUAGUGGAUGGUGGAGACCGGAACGAAGAAACUGGUGUUGUGAUUGCCUUGUCAAAUGAAACUGUUGGCAAUUUCAGUGUCCUUGGCAAUUCAUCAGAAUCCGCACCAAUAAAUGCUGGCAAUUUCAGUUUUCUUGGCAAUUCAUCAGAAUCCACCCCAAUAAAUGCAACGUCUCAUACAGAAGAACUUCCGCUGGAAGAGGAAGAGCUUCUGGCAUGGGAUGUCGGGGAGUAUGAGGACGAAGAGGACCCACCCGCAAGGCCCCUCUCCGAGCUCGAAAGUGUCAUGGUCGAACGUAGCGAUGAACCCCCAACGAGACCUCCAAGUGAAUUGGUUGAUAUUGCCAUCGAUGUGGACGCAGACUCCGACGGGGGAUUGAAUCCAUCUCGCCUAACUUCCACCUCUGAUGCAGCAUCAUUCCGCCACUUCAUCGCAACGGCAAUUUCGAUUGUGACCACUAGUGCUGUCACCUCGCUACUCCUUUUCGCUCAAAUGUAA
Seminavis robusta is the source of this 3315-nucleotide messenger RNA. The record is from the annotation of a GenBank genome assembly. Lineage: Eukaryota; Bacillariophyta; Bacillariophyceae; Naviculales; Naviculaceae.